Messenger RNA from Fundulus heteroclitus (mummichog), 4462 nucleotides. RefSeq names its product protein Atg16l2. Bases 204 to 1967 code for a protein of 587 amino acids. Gene Ontology annotation, cellular component: autophagosome membrane. Gene Ontology annotation, molecular function: protein binding. The transcript is spliced from 18 exons. Gene Ontology annotation, biological process: negative stranded viral RNA replication; autophagosome assembly. NCBI's taxonomy places the organism in Eukaryota, Metazoa, Chordata, Actinopteri, Cyprinodontiformes, Fundulidae. The record is from RefSeq and is a predicted model, not a curated record.
GCCCCGCCCCAUUUCAGUGACUAAUGUGAAACAAAGUGCAACAAGCCGUUGACUCCAAAUAAAGUUGGAAAGAAGAGCAUGAAGGCAGCCGGAGGAGCGAGGUGUCCGUGAGGGUCAGGCCGGCCUGAGAGCGCUGCUAGGCGGGGAGAGGAGGCGGCAUGAGUCGGCGCGGUCCUCCCGGGUCAUGGCCGCGGUGAGCCGGGAUGGAUCCAGGCGGCGCGUCGCGGCGGAGCGGCGGCUCCGCGGAGCGCUGGCGGGGCCACAUCCUCCGGCAGCUGCAGCACCGGGACCGAGUCCAGAGCGCCAUGUUCCAGGACCUGAUCCGCUUCUACACUCGACUGCUGGAGAAAACCUGCCUGACCAAAGGGCUCCUGAGCCCCGCCCACAGACCUCCCUCCGGGGCCUCCAACCGGCCAUCUCUGCAGCAGCAGAACAGCAACCUGAAGACUACUACCGGGGAGCUGGCCUACAAGGUGCUGGAGCUGCAGCAGCAGAUUAGGAUCGAGGAACGCGUCCUGCAGGAGCAACGGACCAGGCUGCAGGCGGAGGAGCGCCGGCUGGCGGCGGCGGCGGACGCCAAGCGGACUCUGAGGGAGCAGGUGGAGCGGGUCGGAGAGGAGAACAGGACGCUGAAGACGGCGUACGAUGCGCUGCUGCAGCGUCAGAGGGAGGCGGAGUCUAACCUCAGAGCCGAGAAGGAGAAACAGGAGCGACUCCUGGAGGACAUGAUGCAGCAGAAAAAGCAGGCCGCCGCCCGCAUGAACCACCGCAACGAACGCCGCUCGAGAGCUCGACAGGCGACCGUGCAGAAGGAGCUGCAGACGGCUGCCAGGUCAACGGUCGUCGUCGACAGUUCCUCCAGCGAUGCGACGUCUCCGCAGGACGGAGACCAGGACAAGUCCGCGGGACGAGGACCGACCCGUCUCUUCAGGUCGGCGUCGUCUCCGAGGUUCUUCUUCUCGUCCAGGUUCUCCAUCAGAGAGAUGUUUGACAGGAAGAAAAGAGGCCAUUCGGUCCACAGCCGGGAGGAGGACCUGCCUUAUCCUGUCGGGAUCUGUUUAUCAGCCAGAGUCCCUGCCAGACCUCUGCAAGUGCUGGAGGCCCACGAGCAAGGCAUCAACGCGGCGCGGUUCAGCUUCGGCUCGGACCUGCUGGCCACCGGCGGGACGGACCGGGUCAUCAAGCUGUGGGACGUGCGAGCAGGCUCGCUGACCCACAGAGCCACGCUGGACGGCAGCACAGAGGGCAUCACCUGCGUGGAGUUCGACCCCACGGGCCGCAGGAUCCUCGGCGCUUCCCACAACAAGUCAGCUCUGCUGUGGUUCCUGGACGACUCCGUCCCCAAGGUGACUCUGACGGGCCACAGCAGGAAGGUGACGGCAGCCAGGUUCACCUGCGCACCCCACCAGGUGGUGACAGGAAGCACCGACCGGACCGUCCGGCUCUGGGACCUGACCCGCGCUGCCUGUGUGCAGCAGAGUGAGGUGGCGUCGUUCUGCAGCGACCUGGUCUGUUCUGAGAGCAGCAUCAUCAGCGGACACUUCGACUGCAAGAUCAGAGUCUGGGACCUCAGGACGGUGAGCUGCGUUCAGGAGCUCCCCUCUCCGGGCAGAGUCACCUCGCUGGACCUGAGCUCCGACCGCCGCCAGCUGCUCAGCUGCUGCCGUGACGACUGCCUCCAGCUGCUGGACCUCAGGUGGAGCAACGACCGCAUGUGCUUCAGAGCCGACGGCUUCAAAUGUGGCGGCGACAGCAACAAAGCGGUCAUCAGCCCUGACGGAUGCUACCUGGCAGCCGGAUCAGCGGACGGAGCUGUUUACGUCUGGAACGUCUCCAAGGGGAACCUGGAGACCCGCCUCCCGGACCAACACAGCUCGUUCAUCACCGCCGUGUCCUGGUCCCUCUCAGGAGAAUACGUCGUCAGCGUAGACAGGAGCCGGCGGGCCGUGCUCUGGAGUGACAUCUGAAGCGACCAAUCAGAUGGGCUUCCUGUGAGGACGCGUCUGAAGCGGCCAAUCAGACGGGCUUUCCUGUGGGGACGCGUCUGAAGCGGCCAAUCAGACGGGCUUUCCUGUGGGGACGCGUCUGAAGCGGCCAAUCAGACGGGCUUUCCUGUGGGGACGCGUCUGAAGCGGCCAAUCAGACGGGCUUUCCUGUGGGGACGCGUCUGAAGCGGCCAAUCAGACGGCCUUCCUGUGGGGACGCGUCUGAAGCGGCCAAUCAGAUGGGCUUUCCUGUGGAGACGCCUCUGAAGCGGCCAAUCAGACGGCCUUCCUGUGGGGACGCGUCUGAAGCGGCCAAUCAGACGGCCUUCCUGUGGAGACGCGUCUGAAGCGGCCAAUCAGACGGCCUUCCUGAAGCGGCCAAUCAGACGGUUCUUCCUGUGGAGACGCGUCUGAAGCGGCCAAUCAGACGGCCUUCCUGAAGCGGCCAAUCCAGCAGCAGCUGCAGUUUUCGCUGCAGGAGGAAGAGUUUGAUCUGAGAGCUGUUUCAGGGACCAUUUACAGGUUUUUAAGCUACAUGUUGAGAAGAAAAAAGGGACAUUUUAAUUUCUUGAUGUUUUCUAACAGACGUGUGCAGCAGCAGCAGAUCUUAACAGGGAAACACUGACGUUUUACUAACUUCCUGCUUUUUAAACAUGAAACUGUUAAACUUGGGGAUUAAAAAAAGGGAAAACCUCCUGGACGUCCUGAAGCCUCUGAGCUUUCAGCAGAGUAACGAGGCUGAAGGAGUAUUUAUCGGCACUGAGGCGACGUUCUGGUUCCCCUCAGACUGAAGAGGUAGCGGAUCAGAGGCGAGGCAGAGAAAUUUAUUUCUGAAUCCAUCACUGAUCAGAACAGAACCUGCUUCUAAUUGUCCCGGUUAUCUCUGCCCCCCCCCCUCCCCCCGUCCUUUUGUCUUGGCUCCUUAAAAGCUAAACCAUAUCAUAAUAAUAUAUUAAAUGCCUUCUAGUAUUAAUAAAGUUGUAAUGACGGCCAAUUAAAAAUACCAUCUUUAGCUUGGCAGUUCCCGCCUCCUGCCAGUAGAGGGCGCUGCUCCUGAACCUUCAGGUUCCCCUAAUGCCUGCAAACGUGUUCUGCUGUUUGUAUUUUGCUCUUAGUGGGGCCAGAACAGUUGGACCUGACCGGUUCUGAAGAUGCUGCGGAAUGGAUAAUGGUUCUGGUUCUGGUUCAGACCCUGGACCUUCUGGGACUGACUCCUAGCCAAGAACAUGGUUUCUGGACCAGGACAGACCCUUUGAUCUGCUGUAGAAUCGCGUUUAAGGUCCACCUGGUGCUUGGUUGGCUUUGAUCGGGUCGGUUCUACAGAAACGGGUUGGUCCAGCCGUGCCUCGGACCUUUUGUAUACCUCCCUAUGAUGAUUGAGUCUGUGAUGGAGAUUCUGAUUAAGGGUUCUGAAGACGACCCAGUUCUGGUCUUGAGGUGGCUGUUGGGACAACGGUGGUACUUUAACUGCUCUGGACUUUUUCAACAUCAAACACCCUGAUUUCCUCGGGUCCAAUAAAUCAUUCUGGUUCUGAUUCUGAUCCAGUUCUGCUCUUACUCUGACUUUAUGAAUGUCUAUGCCAGUAUCUCCCUCUGGUUGCAUACAAAGCUUUCCUGAGUAAAUGAUGAUGCCCUGUUGGUUUAUUAUAUUCUAUUUCUCUGUUUUCCGCUUUAUUUUUACUCUGUUUGUUGGUAAAAGAAAAGCUUUUGUGAACAUUUACAACAACCAGUAUUUCCAGCAGUAUGUUUCUCAUACGUGCAACGAGUAAAGGAGAAGCAAUAGAGCCCAUAAACAAAUAUAUACGACAUUAACGACAUUUUAAUGAAUGAAACCAAUCAUAAGGAUGUUUUCAUCCUGACGUGUGAGGCCAGUAGAUCCGGUUCGUCGGUACCGGUCCACGCUGCUCAUGACUGAGCCAUCUUCUCCAAAUCGCACCACUAUUCCACAUCCAAUAUGGCGCCGACGAAAAGUAAGGAGUGAAGUAAGCCCAACCGGUAGAUCGGGUCGGUCCUCUUGCUUUCUGAUGGUUCUGUGGUUCUGCUGGUGGACGGCGAUGUUUGUCUGCUGAUCGGGUCGGUACAAAGUUCUGUUCAGCCUCUAAAUGGACUACGUAAAAACGAUCAGGAUGAACCCCUGGCAUAUUCAGUUUUAUUUAAAGUAAAUGUAAUUUUUCUUUUUCUGGUCAAAUUACGUGUCUAGGCGCCUUUAAAGUGCGGAUGUUGUCUCAUAUUUUUGUGGGUUUUGAAGCUGCUGACGGUUAAAGGGAAGAAGAUGUGAAAUGGUUUCAUUGCUGCUGGUUCUGUUGGACCUUCAGGGCUUAAAGGGAACACGCAGGAAACUACUCUGAUGUAAAAACUCACCCAGACGGUUCUAACCUUCAUUAAUUUAUACUGAAUAUUAAUCAGGACUGUACGGAAAGACAUUUCAAACACAAUCAGUGCUGAAAUAAACCAAUAAAUCAUGAAUUUAACCCACA